This is a messenger RNA of Racocetra persica, 571 nucleotides long. The record is from the annotation of a GenBank genome assembly. NCBI's taxonomy places the organism in Eukaryota, Fungi, Glomeromycota, Glomeromycetes, Diversisporales, Gigasporaceae.
UAUCCCCCGGUCUACUAUUUACGACAAUAUAAAAAGGUUAAAAGUGCGUGGAAAUGUUGACCAUGCUAGAGGAAAUGCAGCAUACCUAUCAAGUAUAGGUAAUGACGUUUCAUAUAGAACAAUUGGAAGGUAUUUGGCUAUAAUAGGAUAUGUGAAAAAUGUUCCACGAAAGACCUCUAUGCUGACCAAUGACCAAAAAAGAAAGAGAGUAGAAUGGGCCCAAGCUCACCUUAAUGAUAAUUGGAACAGAACUUUUUUUACAGAUGAAUCAGCCUUUCAACUCUUUCGAAAUACGCUCAAGCAUUGGCAUAAAAAGGUCAACGGCCAAUUCAUCCAAUUCCUAAAGACCAUACUAAAAUUAAAUCUUGAUUUAAACGCUAUCAAAAAUUUGUGGUGCAUUGUAAAAAAUAAUGUGGAAAAAUGUAUGCCAUAUAAUUUGCAAGAAUUAGAGCGAUAUAUGAAAGAGGAAUGGAAUAAAAUUCCAAAUUCAGUUUUAGUUAGUUUAGUAGGAUCAAUGAGGCGACGAUGUGAAUUAGUAAUUGAAAAUAAUGGUGAACGAAUAUCAUUUUAA